CGGGACCGGGCCCUGGGGGCGGCGGCGGCGGCGGCGGCGGGAGCGGAGCGGGGGGGGGGAGGGGAACGGAACCGGCCUGGGCCUCAAGGAACGGCGCGGGGGGGGGCCGGGGGCAGCGCUGAGAGGGCCCCGGAGGGCGGCGAGAUGGCGGAGACGAUCAUCAUCCGCGUGCAGUCUCCAGACGGGGUGAAGCGCAUCACGGCCACCAAGCGCGAGACCGUGGCCACGUUCCUCAAGAAGGUUGCAAAAGAAUUUGGUUUCAGGAAUAAUGGGUUUUCUGUCUACACCAAUAGAAACAGGACAGGAGAGAUCACAGCAUCACAAAACAAAUCCCUCAACUUACUGAAAAUCAAGCACGGCGAUAUGCUGUUUCUCUACCCCUCGAGCCCAGCGGGCUCUUCCUCAGAGACCAUGGACACCUCUGUCUCCCAAAGCUUGCGGCCUGCGGGGGCCCCCCAGGUGGUGGAAGAUGAGAUCGACCAGUAUCUGAUCAAACAGGACGGGAAGAUUUACCGAAAUCGAGACCAGCAGCUGUGUCGCCACGGCCCCCUGGGUAAAUGCGUGCACUGUGUACCACUAGAGCCUUUUGAUGAGGAUUAUUUAAACCAUCUGGAACCUCCUGUGAAGCAUAUGUCGUUCCAUGCCUACAUCAGGAAGCUGACCGGAGGGGCAGACAAGGGGAAAUUUGUUGCCCUGGAAAACAUCAGCUGCAAGAUCAAAUCGGGCUGUGAAGGACACCCUCCUUGGCCGGAAGGCAUUUGUACAAAGUGUCAGCCAAGUGCCAUCACUCUCAAUAGGCAGAAAUACAGGCAUGUUGACAACAUCAUGUUUGAGAACCACACAAUUGCAGAUCGCUUCCUAGACUUCUGGCGGAAGACAGGAAACCAACAUCUUGGGUAUUUGUAUGGCCGGUACACGGAGCACAAAGACAUCCCUCUGGGGAUCCGGGCCGAGGUCGCUGCCAUCUACGAACCCCCACAGAUUGGUACACAGAACAGCCUGGAGAUCCUGGAAGAUCCAAAAGCAGAGGUUGUGGAUGAGAUUGCUGCCAAGCUUGGACUGAGAAAGGUUGGCUGGAUAUUUACUGAUCUGGUCUCUGAAGACACGCGGAAAGGGACUGUGCGGUACAGCAGGAACAAGGACACGUAUUAUCUCAGUGCAGAAGAGUGCAUCACAGCUGGAAACUUUCAGAACCAGCAGCCCAACAUCUGUCGCCUUUCUCCAGAUGGUCACUUUGGAUCCAAGUUUGUCACAGUUGUGGCUACAGGUGGUCCCGACAACCAGGUUCACUUCGAGGGGUACCAGGUCUCCAACCAGUGCAUGGCGCUGGUUCGGGAUGAGUGUCUGCUGCCCUGCCGAGAUGCACCGGAGCUGGGCUACGCAAAGGAGUCCAGCAGCGAGCAGUAUGUGCCUGAUGUGUUCUAUAAGGACAUAGACAAGUUUGGCAACGAGAUCACCCAGCUGGCUCGCCCGCUCCCAGUCGAGUACCUGAUCAUAGAUAUCACCACGACUUUCCCCAAGGAUCCAGUCUACACUUUUUCUAUCUCUCAAAACCCGUUUCCCAUCGAGAACCGCGAUGUGCUGGGAGAAACUCAGGACUUCCACAGCUUGGCCACGUACCUGUCCCAGAACACCUCCUCCGUUUUCCUAGACAUCAUUUCUGAUUUCCAUCUGCUCCUCUUCCUGGUCACGAACGAGGUCAUGCCUCUGCGGGACAGCAUCAGCUUAUUGCUGGAAGCCGUGAGAACCAAGAACGAGGAGCUCGCCCAGACCUGGAAGAAAUCGGAGCAGUGGGCAACCAUCGAGCAGCUCUGCAGCACGGUCGGCGUGCAGCUCCCCGGCCUGCAGGAGUACGGUGCCAUGGGGGGGUCGCCCCACGCCGUCUCGGCGGCCAUGUGGGCCUGCCAGCACUGCACCUUCAUGAACCAGCCGGGCACGGAGCACUGCGAGAUGUGCAGCCUGCCCCGCACCUAGCCCCCCCCUCACAGCCCCCAGCACGGAGCCAGCCCCCUGGCAGUAGCAGCGGUGCUCGUCCCCUCUUCAGCCUCCCUCCACCUUGCUUCCCGCACCCCCCCGGGGGGCCAGGAGCCAGCCAGGGGCAGGGGGUGGCUCUGCUCCUGCUCCCCCCUCGCUUUUUUGGGGCAGCCCCGUCCCCGUGGGGCUCCUUUUAGGAACCUUCACCCCGCGGGGCCACGCUCUCUGCUGUCCCCAGCGUGGCUUUGGCCUGCUCCUGGUGUCCCCGGGGGGCUUGGGGUGGUUCCAGGGCCCCCCCUCCCCACCGACCCCCCUUGCCCGAGGUGUCCCCCAGGCUGCAGAGGUGACGGUGGGGGGGUGACACCUUCCUCCCCCCACUUUUGCACCCCUGCAGCUCCCUGCUGCCACCUUGGGGCUCCCCUAAGGGCCAACGUGUGCCUGCGAGCAGCCCCCCGGGGGGGGGGCACAUGCCUGUUCCCCCCUUGGCAUCACUCCCUGCCCUGGGAUCCUCCUGGGGGAGGCAGGACGGGUGAUUUCCCCCCCCCUCACACCACCACCAAGGGCUCUGGGGUGAGCCCACAGGGGAGUUUGUCCCCUCCUGGGGGGCGAAGCCAUGCUGGGGGGCUGGGGGGGUGCAAACAGCCCCCUGCGGGCCUGCCCCCCCCUUACAGUGCCCCCCACCUGGGAAUUUAGGACCUCAGCCCAGUUCCUGGGGGCACCCGUAGCAGCACCCCCCUGUGCCACCCCCCCGAGGGAGUCACCGCAGCCUUCCCCAAAUGUGAGCCGGGGGGGGCGGCGUGGUGGGGACCCCCAGAGCCCCCCCCAGCCCCUCGCUGCUGCCUGCGGGCUCUGCUGAGCCCCCCCCCAACUUUCGGCCCCACUGUGGGGCUGCGGCGAUUUGCUUUCCCCCUGGCUUUCUCGGUGGC
Anas platyrhynchos (mallard) is the source of this 2900-nucleotide messenger RNA. RefSeq names its product NPL4 homolog, ubiquitin recognition factor (gene NPLOC4). Lineage: Eukaryota; Metazoa; Chordata; Aves; Anseriformes; Anatidae. Gene Ontology annotation, molecular function: ubiquitin protein ligase binding; ubiquitin binding. Gene Ontology annotation, biological process: ubiquitin-dependent protein catabolic process. The record is from RefSeq and is a predicted model, not a curated record. Gene Ontology annotation, cellular component: nucleus.